AUGGCACCAAGGUUCACGGAAUUUGAAAAAGGGAGGCUCACUAACCCCCACGAGCAGAAGAUUUGGGUUCUCAUCCAGUUCCUUCCACGGAAGUGGAACCUGCGAGGACAAGCAGUGGGGUCAAAUCUCGGUCACAACUGUUUCCAGUUCCGUUUCGAAAGAGAAGAUGACCUUAAAUGGAUCCUCGACAAUAGACCUUACCACUUUGCGUUCUGGAUGGUCAUUCUUCAGAAGUGGGAAUUAGUUAUCUCUCCCUCCUUCCCUUCCCUGAUCCCUUUCUGGAUCAAGAUAAAAGGACUCCCCCUACACUACUGGCACAAAGACAUGAUCUGCAGAGUAGCUCAAGAACUGGGCUUCAGGGAGAGCCCCGAGCUGACAAGGACAACAGCAAGGGUUAGGGUUCUUAUCGAUGGUCUAAAACCCUUGAUUAAAGAAUCCAUCGUCGAGUUUGACUCAGGAGAGGAAAGUGUAAUCACCUUAGAGUAUGAGAAGCUGGAACAACAUUGUUCUUUCUGCUUCUCAUUACUGCACCUGAGGAAAAUCAGCCCUGAAAAAGCAAAAGACGACAUGACUAAGACGAUGUUCUCAUCUACAGCUCUCGCAGAAGGCUAUGGAAAACGGCCUCCACCAAAGAUUACCUCAGAAGAAUAG
This is a messenger RNA of Brassica napus (rape), 651 nucleotides long. RefSeq lists its product as uncharacterized. Lineage: Eukaryota; Viridiplantae; Streptophyta; Magnoliopsida; Brassicales; Brassicaceae. The coding region runs from base 1 to 651 and encodes 216 amino acids. The record is from RefSeq and is a predicted model, not a curated record. The transcript has 2 exons.